GCCCCGCGGUUAGGUUAAUUUCCCCUUCCUAAUCAAUCUCUAAAUAUUCCGGAGGCUCUUCCUCUGUUUGCCUUUUCAUCGUCAUUUUGAUUUUUCUACCGGGGAGUCCUCAAUUCCAAGACAUUUUAUUACUGAAACGGUCACAGGAUCACUGCUGUGUUUUUUUACCAGGGUACAAUAAUCCAUACUCCAUGGGAGGUUGCAUAACCAAGACUUUCAAAAGAGGCCUUCAGAAGGUUCCUACACAAAGGCUUGGAGGACAAAAUGUUACACCCAUAACUACCAUCAGUAAAUGGGAAGAGAAGUUAUCAGAAGCAAAAAGGGAUAACAAGAUAAUGGUGGUUAGUUUCUGUGCAUCAUGGUGUGGUCCUUGUAAAGCAAUAUCACCGGUUUUUGCUGAACUAUCUAAUAAAUAUCCUUCCUUGAUGUUCUUAACGGUGGACGUUGACGGACUAGCUGAGUUCAGUACAUCUUGGGAUAUCAAAGCGACCCCUACUAUUUUCUUUUUGAGAAAUGGACGAGAAGUUGAUAAACUUGUAGGGGCAAACAAGGAAGAGCUCCAAAGGAAAGUAGCAGGUGUGGCCAGUUCUCAGACCAAGUUGACAUAAUUUUCUGUAUCUAAGCAAUGUAAUAACUAUCAUAACAAUAGAUAUACUUACCACUGUUUGGAAAUGAGAAAAAAGCUUCAAAAUUCAACAAAUCAAGGAAACAGGACACUCAUUUCCAGGUGAAGGGAAGUAUAUUUUGGA
Messenger RNA from Daucus carota subsp. sativus, 749 nucleotides. RefSeq names its product thioredoxin H4-1. The transcript has 5 exons. NCBI's taxonomy places the organism in Eukaryota, Viridiplantae, Streptophyta, Magnoliopsida, Apiales, Apiaceae. The record is from RefSeq and is a predicted model, not a curated record. Bases 192 to 608 code for a protein of 138 amino acids.